This is a messenger RNA of Porites lobata, 7423 nucleotides long. The record is from the annotation of a GenBank genome assembly. Lineage: Eukaryota; Metazoa; Cnidaria; Anthozoa; Scleractinia; Poritidae.
AUGAAUUUGGGAAAUAGGGAAGAUGAUUAUUCAAUACAAGACCCGAGUAUGGCGUAUUCAGGUAAGGUGCUUGCUCCGAUGUUCUCUAAGAUCUAGGUCUUGACUAUGACAUAAGUAACUUUGAAAAUUAUAUUGCGAAUGUACGAUGUGAGUAGCGGCAUGUCUGUUAAAUAAGGUCAUUUUAUCGCUAAACUUGAGUUUGCUUGUUUGUUUCACAAGCGAAUUCUAAAUUACAUGUACUGUAAAACUCAUUUACAACGAUGGGAAUACCAAGCCUGAGACAUUGUAUUGAUUACAUCAUGCUCCGGUAGGGUUGUCGCUUAGAGCUGGCCUUUGGCUGAUUACUCCGGCUUAAAAAGAGCUAACCUUUUCUAAAAUAGCUCUGGAAAACAAAGACAUGGAGUAAUUUUGAAGGUUCAGUUGAGUAAAAACGCUGGCUUCACCAAUGAAAAAGCCAGCGUUGCUUUUCCUUAGCUUCAUCCCUGCUGUGGACGAAUCUAACUCGGCACCAGAAAAUUCUUGCUCCAGUUUGAUUGCCAGUCAGAAUUGCCUUGUGGAGCUGGUGUUGUUAUAAAAUUGAAAGAAAUUACAUGUUACAAGAAAAAAUUGAAAUUGCCUAACAUACAUGUAUUGUAAGACCAAACAAGGUAUAUAUAUAACAGCUGUACAUGUGUCACGGACCAAAGAGAGUUAUUUAAAACAUUUAACAGGGCUGUCAUUAAGUGCUUAGUCUGCGAAAACAGCCUUUUCUCCUCACUCCUCGCUGCUGGGGACGUUUUGUGAGGAGGAACGUCCGUGACUCAGCGACAGAAAUUCCAUACUGAUGACGUAAAAUCUGACCAGAAUCAGGUCAUAAGCGCUGAUUGGACAACGGAGUAGUUACAUUGUUUUAGCUAUUGUUUACGAAUGACAGACAAAAGACAAAAGGCUACAAAGGUCAAAUGUAAAUGCGAUGAAUUUAUAACAAAACAAUCAAUAUUUGUGGAACGUAUUCUUCGCAAGAGGAAGGUUUUGAGUUUUGCUGGAACUUGUUUGCAGAUAGAAACAUAAAAUUGAACAAAUUUGCAUUUGGAACCACAUGACUACUGGAUUUAUUAUUUAAACAUUGAUUUUACGUCAUCAGUAUGGAAUGUCUGUCACCGAGUCGCAGACAUUCCUCCCAAGAAACAUCCCCAGCGGCGAGGAGCAAGGAGAAACAGCUGUUUUCACAAGCUAUUAAGUGCCGGGGGCUGGGGAUUUUCCCCAGCUACUCUGAAUGUGGUCCCUGGCUACUUUCAUUGGAAAAUAGAAAAAAAAACAGAACCAAAAGAUAUCCCUAGCUGACCCCAGUAAUGUAGGAGCUGCUCGUAAGGUGUUUCCUCAUUUGUCACAGAGAACAAUAACACAUUAUUGUAUAUCAUUAUUUCCCAUUGUUUCAUGGUUAGGGUAUCGAACCAAUUGUCUUUUAGGGGUAGGAGAGGUACCUAGCUGUUUGAUUCCUCGCCUACUUGUUGUAUUUACCCGGCAACUCAGAAAUCUUAGUGACAACCCUGAUUUAAGCUUGCACAACAUUGGAAGGAGAUAACUGUAUAGGAAAAAAAAGUUUUGCAAGGCUUUUAUGCAUGCAUCACAAGGCUUGAAUGCACCCAUCUUUUUUGGUAGCUUGGGUGCCUUGUACUUAAGUGUGACAUGCAUUUCAUGUUUCUUUUUAGUCAACAGAGGUGCAGCACUCUCACCAUAUCUGAACAUUGAUCCAUCAUAUCUUAAUCAGGUAAAAUAAUAAUAUUAUAGAGAGCUUUAGCAACCACAACCAUGAUGGCAAUGAGAAUGUAAAAAAAUAAAUAAAUGAAAACAAUAUUAUUGGUAUUAUGAGCAAAACAAACUCUGCAUGUGCAUCACACUUUUUUUGUACAUUUUCAGUCAGAGAUUUUAUUAGGGGCCCAGGUGUAGGUAUUUCCCAUGACUAUCAUCACUAUACAGGUAUUGCAAUCUCGAUUUUUGUGUCAGGAUGAUUCUAAGCAGAAACAGCCAGUGGUGUCAUUAUAACUUAAUUUAAAAUCGUACUACUGUAUUUCUUCAUUCUAAUUGUGUUUAGUAUGCAUUUCGUGAUGUGUGCAAACAGUAUGACUGUAAACUGGCCAAUAAAGAUCCAAAUCACAAUGAAGUUGUGAUUUAAGGACUCUCUUGUAGUUUUUUAUUCCACAAAAAAAUUUGUUGACCCAAUGUUAGGCCAGGGUCUGUUAUCAGCAAAAUGUGUACAUAUAUACCAGUUCGUCGUUUCUCAGCUAAUGUGUUACCACCCAGCAUCUGCUUGCAGCAUUAUACUUAGAAUUUUUAACCUCAAGGCAGUCUAUAUAUUGUAGUUAAAGCACAAGAUUUUAACUUUGUUUUACAGGGUGGAGCUGAGUUUGUUUUUCCUACUGAUAGUAAAAAGAAGAGAAGUUGGGGUGAACAGAUGUUUUCAGGGAUUGGAACCUCGUAUAUGUGUGGUAUGUUGUCAGAACAUUGUUGAAUUCAGUUAAACCCUUUCACUCCUAAUGGCUGCCAAAGAAAAUAAUUCACUCUCAAUAAAUCCAAUUCUGUUAUUAAAAUCCUAAGAACUAAAUAGUGCUAUGCAAAAGUUCUACCAAAGAGUAUUCAUUUUUAUGGUAAAAUCAUACGAUUUCAUCUUCAAGUUAUUGACCUAAUAAUAAUUAUCUUCCCUUAACAUACUGAACAUUGCAGAAGUGGAAAGGGUCAACCAGGUGCUGAGUUAGGGAAAAGUUCAUUUAUUAUAAUUUGGACUUGGUUCUUAUGACAAGCAGGAGUCAGUUUAUUAAAACUUUUAGAAAUGUAGAUUAGUACUGUUUUCAAACUCUAGAGCAAUGGCUACAUGUGCAAAAGUUUUAUUAAAUUUACCCCAGGGCUGUCAAAAAGUUCUGUAAUUUCACUGGUUGCUACAUGUACUCACUAGUAAAAAGAAAAAAAAAAUAGAGCAAAAAAGGUGUUACUACUUGCCAUUGCCAUCUACAUGUACUUUUUUACUUUUUCCCUCUACUUCUUAAGUACCCUGAUUAGAUACAUUCAUCAGAUGCCUUUCAUGUUUUGGAGAGUUUGAAACCUUUCAGCCGAGUAGUUUAAAGGCACUCAACUUGAUAUGAUGAUCCUCUUUUUAAAGGUUUGGCAGUUGGGGGGACAUGGGGUUUAUAUGAGGGCCUACGGAAUCCAGAUGGCAAGACCCUCAAACUUAGAGUAAAUAGGUAUGUAUUCAAUCCUUUUCAUGACUGAUCAUACUUGUAUCAAUUUUGUUUUAUAAUUUAAAGACCAGCCUCGGUUGUUCAAACUUUGGAUAGCGCUAUCCACUAGAUAAAUCACUAUGCAGUGGCUAAGUACUUGCGUUAUCCACUGGACAAAGAUUUAUCCUGUGGAUAGUGUUAUCCAUCUUUUGAAUAACUAGGGCCAGGCUGUGCUCUAAGAAAAAUUGAAUGGAGCCCAUUGCUGUGAGCCUGUGAAAUUCAGGGUGCCCAGCAUAUGAUUUCUAUGAAAAAAAAAAAUAGUAAUAAAACUAGAUUUUUAUAGUUGCCCGGGCAUAAAAGUUAGGUGCCAGGGGUCACUGGGUGCUGUUAAAACACAGCCUUGAACAAAUUUGACAAGUCAGAGUAAAUUUUCAGAGCUUGUUUGGUAGAAUAAGUAACAACUUGAUUUGUUUAUUGCAAAUUUUACAGUGUACUUAAUGGAUGCACACGGAGGGGUCCAUCUUUUGGAAAUGGCCUAGGGAUUCUUGGUAAGUGCAGGAAUAUUGUAACAGCUUAUAUAAUGAGGGAAAUUUAUUUGAUACAUUUACAUAUCAACUGCCUGUAGUUGCCCCUGUAUAUCUCUUGUUCUGCUUGUGACAGACUGCUUGACAUGGUAGACCACUUUUCUGAGAAACUUCUGCAGGGAAUGAGAUCUUUCAAAUAAUGCCCAAAUUAGCAUGAGUUAGUCAAGCAAGCCACAGGAAAGUGCAAAAAUAUAAUUAUAACAAUUAUUCACUGAAGUGGAGGUGGUUUAGCUCGAUGAACAUCCACCACUAGCCACCUCCACUUCGGUGAAUACCGUAUUUAUUCGAUUAACCGCCCUGGGCGCUUAUUAAAUUUUUGGACCUUGAGAGUGGGCGCUUAUUUGAGGUGGGCACUUAUUCGAGGCUGGGCGGUUAUUAAAUUUUCACCAUUUUCAGCAGUUUAGUGUAGUAUUUUUAUUUUGCAAAAAAAAAAAAACAGUAAAUGCCAGUAACAAAACGUGAAGAAGUAACAAAGCAAGGUUUUCUCGGUACUCGGAAGAACACUCCGUCUUCGAGGAAGUCUCUUAUUAGUACUUAUUCAAUUUCAAUCUCAUUAUCGCUCAAGUAGGUGGGGUGGGGGUGGGCGCUAAUUGAGUUUGAUUGGGAGGGGGAGGGGGUGGGGUGGGCGCUUAUUCGAGGCUGGGCGCUUAUUAACUUUUUCUGCCUUUAGGAUGGGCGCUUAUUCGAGGUGGGCGCUAAUUCAAGGUUGGGCGCUUAUUCGAAUAAAUGCGGUAAUUGUUUUAGUACGUACUAAAACAGUGAGAUAAUUGAGCACAAAAAUGAUGAUUUUUAACUCAAAUACUGGUGCCAACGAUUACAAUUUUGGCGCGUAAUGACUGAAUGGCCGCGGCUGUUGCUUUUUCUUGCCGACAAAUAAUACUUUUGAAGGCAUUUGUUUAGCUCUUGCCGGGAAAUUUCUUCAAAAGGAGUUGUGAAUUCUUUUUGUAUUUAAAAUCAUUCUGUAAAAAAAGAUUAUUAAAUUUAGUCUUAAGCUUAUUUAUGAACAAGUCAACUAACUAAUUUAUAGUAACGCAAGACUUAAGCUUAAUUUGCAUUUGUAAACAAAAAACUUUUUCACCGGUUUUAUUGAUAAAUUUGAGUCAAAAAGACAAAGCUUUACCUGUUAAAACUUCCAAACCGAACUUCGUCACCUUCUUCGUGUAUUUCGGGAACAGCUUGCUUGAUUAGUUGUUAAAUUUCUUUGUUUAUUACGGCAGCAAAGUGGGAAGGCAUUUUGCUCGCAACUUGCGUGAGUUUGGCAUCGUUUGCUCGGAGGAACUGGAGGUGAUUCAGUGAAUAUUGCAGGAUAUUCACUGAUUGAGUAGCCAAUCAGAGCGUGUGAAAAACACUAUCCACUUUUUUAGUAUAUACUAAACUGUUAUAUAUAACAUUCAUCAGAAAAUUCCAAUGGAGAUCUUGUUUCACCUAUCCACUGGUACUUCCUGCAAAAUGAAUUCAUGAUCCUUGGGGGUUUUGUAGAAAUGUCAGUGUAUUCCCAAUAAAAAUUAAUGUAGCCUUGUACAUGCUCAGUAAAAAGUUACAUGAACUUCAAAAGUUGUAAUUAUUUUGGAUCAGGAAAAACAGCCAGCCUGGUUAUACUGAGUGAAAAACCACCUGACUAGCUAAAAAAGUAUUUUUUGGCAUCAGUUUCCAGGGGCAAUUAAAUGGGUCCUUAAAGUAUGUUAUUAUCACAAAGCAUGUGUAGGAAAAAACUGGCUAACGUUUACGUAGGGAAAGAAUUUAAUAUAAAUAUAUUAAUGAAAAGUUAUAAUUGAAUAGUAACUAAAAAGAAUUGAAUUUUUUUUUCUUUGUUAUGAACAGCACUCAUGUACUGCAGUCUAGACACAUUGAUUGGAAAGUUACGUGGAGGAGAGGAAGAUGAAUUCAACUCUAUUGGUGCUGCAACCUUGACGGGCAUGCUCUUUAAAUCGACAGCAGGCGUGAGACCCAUUGCUAUAGCUGGAGCUUUGGGUGGUGGUCUUGCCACUGCAUAUCAUUUUGGGGAAAAGCUUUGGAACAGCAGAGGACAUUCUCUUUCCACGCCCAACUGGGCUUAGAUUCUGUUUAAAUUUUUUGCUGCGAACAGUGCUUACAGUCUGUAACAUCCAUCACACUGAAUAAUGAGUUGGCUUUGGUUUGAAGUUAUAGCCCCAUAUUUAAUUUGCAAGAGGAAAGAAAAGUUGACCAUUGUGUUGGUGAACGUGUAGAGUUCCAUGGUUACAAGGCAAAAGUCAUACUUUGAAGGACAAAAGGACUCAAAGGACAAAAUCAUUGCGCAUGGAAUAAGCUUGAGAACUGAAAAGGACUGCUCUGCAGCAUACAAUAACGUGGCAUUACAUCCAUGGGUGAAUCAUGUUGCAGUUUACAUGUUGAUGUACCUGUACUAACACAAUGUUCACUUGGAUUUAAUGAACCAUCAAAGGAGAUGAGAGUCAUUCCUUUGUUUUACUCUGUGUAAAAAAAGUGAAUUAGGUUGGUAAAAUACAAGAAAGAUUAUUAAAGUGCAAAGUUCAUGGAAUGAUAUUCCCUAAUGGGGGAGUUUUGCAGCUAACUGGUUUUAGAUGCAUUGAUAAAACAAAACUACAGGAUAUGCAAGACCAAAGACAUGGUUGUUCUUUAUCAAGGUUUCCUUUAUUGUACUUGAGUGCCAGUUAGCAAAAAAAAAAACUUCUUACAGGGUUCAUAUGUACCUUUAAAGUCAUCUAAUUUCAUAUAAUAUUAUAAUAAUAUUAUUAUGAUAACAUCAAAGACUUAAAAAAGAGUCCUUAACAAUUGCAGCUGGUACUGGAAAGUUUUAAAAAUAGAAAAUUUCCAUGAUGACAUUAUUUGACUACAACUACCACAAUCUUCUACUUUGCUGUGUGUACAUGCAAAUCAGGGCUGUUGUUUUACAAAUGUUGGGGAGAAUAAAUUGAAAAAAGAACAAAAAAGUAAUGGAUUUUGGUAGUUGUGGUUAUCUGACUUCAUCGUGAAAAUGGCCUAUUAAUUUUUUGUUGCUUACUUAAUCUGACACAGAAAAUGCGGGUGAAAAAAUAAUAAUAAUAAAAAAGGUUAUAACACUCAUUGAAAGCCCUAGCCUGUUCUCAAACCCUACGUUUAACAACAGUUAAUUUAUAUUAAAUAAAACCAAAGUGCAGUUAAUGUUCCUGUGAUACUGUUUUCCAACAUUUUUUUAAUUACUGGUAAUUCUAAUCAUCAUGCAUACUGCAUUAUUCUAAACUUUGAAAUCAAAUAAACUGUGUUUGCCAAUAAUGCCAAAUCACAAACAGUCGGAGAAAGCUGUCAACUUCAUUUUGUCCGAUUCAUAAAAAACAAAAAACAACAAAACAAAACAAAUUGCAUCAUGAAAAAGCACUAGUUUGAUGGGGUUUCAUAUCAAGGAUUACACUGUGAGGUCUCGUUCAAAAUCAAAAAGUCUCAUCCUAACCUUGGCCAUCUUUAACAAGUGGGGUUUUACAGUAAUAAUUAGAGACCUUGAAGGUACACCAUAACUUUAUUGCCUUAGGUGUAGUUAGAGGUCCCUUCGCAUACUUUUAAUUUAUAUCAAAGAUCAUACUUUUACCACUUUCUUAGCUGGACACCAAGCUGGUUUCCCAUGGUAACAGGUUGUUUACCUGUUUUUACUGCCCGGGACUUAUGGUCUCU